CGCGGCCCCGCCGAGCCCGGGCGGCGGCGGUGGAGGCAGCCGCGCGCGAGGGGAGCGCUGUCCCCGCCGUCCCCUCACAGCUUCCCGCCUCGUCCCGCAUCAGCCCUCUUACGUCUGACUUGAUCCAUCCGCUCCCCAUUGGAAAGCACAAGCCCAGCAGGAAGGAGAAGUGGUCUGCAGGCUCGCCUUCGUGGGUGCCAGCUGCUGUACGAACGACUCCGCUCUCGGAUGCGAGGAAUCUGAGAUGAGAGCGCGUUAGAUUCUGACGAUCAUCUUGACACCAUUGCUUUCUUCUGUAUAUUGACAGAUAACGGAAGGGGAUUUUUUUUUUUUUUUUGCAUUGCUGAAGUUUGCGACUUUGAAAUCUCCAGUUACUGUAUGCAAGUAUACUUAAUGACAGUUUGAAGUAAGACGUGCCAUGCUGAGAAACAACAGCUUCAGAGAAAAGUGAAGGAAGAAUUUUGCUUGGCAUUCCGUCUCCAAAACUACAUCUAUACUUCUAAAUAAAAUUGGACCGGGAGGUGUUCCCUGACCCUGAGGCCAUGUGGCAUGAAGCGGACCUUGCUGAUCCUUGGGAUAAAAAGCUUGAACAUGCCUCGUAGCCCAACAUCAAGUGAAGAUGAAAUGGCACAAAGCUUUUCCGACUAUUCUGUUGAAUCUGAAUCAGACAGCUCCAAAGAAGAAACUAUUUAUGACACAAUUAGAGCAACUGCAGAAAAGCCAAGCAGCAGAAUGGAAGACAGUCAGAGCAACACAUUAGUGAUUCGAAUUAUAAUACCUGAUCUGCAACAAACGAAAUGCAUUAGAUUUAACCCAGAAGCUUCAGUGUGGGUUGCAAAGCAACGAAUUUUGUGCACUUUGAAUCAGAGUUUGAAAGAUGUCCUGAAUUAUGGACUGUUCCAGCCUGCAAGCAAUGGUAGAGAUGGGAAGUUUUUGGAUGAGGAACGACUUCUUAGGGAAUACCCACAGCCAGUGAAUAAAGGAGUUCCUUCACUUGAGUUUCGAUACAAGAAAAGAGUGUACAAACAGUUCAAUCUUGAUGAAAAACAGCUGGCCAAGCUUCAUACAAAGGCUAAUUUGAGAAAAUUUAUGGAUCAUGUCCACCAUCUCUCAGUGGAAAAAAUCACAAAGAUGUUGGACCGAGGACUGGACCCAAACUAUCAUGACCUAGAAAGUGGAGAAACACCCCUAACUUUGGCAGUUCAGCUUGACAAUACAGUAGAAGUGAUAAAAGCUCUGAAAAAUGGAGGAGCACAUUUGGACUUCAGAGCCAAAGAUGGAAUGACAGCUCUGCACAAAGCAGCCAGAGCCAAGAACCAAGUAACCCUCAAGACCCUUUUAGAACUUGGAGCGUCUCCUAACUACAAAGACAGCUGUGGUCUGACACCACUGUACCACACUGCUAUUGUGGGAGGGGAUCCUUACUGCUGUGAACUGUUACUUCAUGAACACGCUACAGUCAGUUGCAAAGAUGAAAAUGGCUGGCAAGAAAUUCAUCAGGCUUGCCGAUAUGGACACAUCCAACAUCUAGAGCACCUCCUCUUCUACGGUGCCGAUAUGUGUGCGCAGAAUGCCUCGGGAAACACAGCGCUGCACAUCUGUGCCCUGUACAACCAGGAGAACUGUGCAAGAGUGCUGCUGUUCCGGGGAGCCAACAAGGAGAUUAAGAAUUACAACAGCCAGUCUCCAUUUCAGGUGGCUAUAAUAGCAGGAAAUUUUGAGCUCGCUGAAUAUAUCAAGAAUCACAGGGAAGCUGAUAUUGUGCCCUUUAGAGAGGCUCCCACCUAUUCAAAUAGAAGGCGGAGACCUCCAAGCACCUUAGCAGCACCUCGGAUCUUACUUCGUUCCAACAGCGACAACAAUCUGAACAUCAACAACCUCCCCGAGUGGUCAGUCUCCUCCUCUGCUUCUUCACACCGCAGCCUUUCACCUCAUCUACUUCAACAGAUGCAGAAUAAUCCUAAUGGAACUGUAAAAACUGUGAGGAGUUACACUCCGUCCUCCCGGAGCCGGUCGCCAUCCCUGAACAGGCUGGGAGAGGAUGCCAAACGGCAGCAGCACAGGCACAUCAGUGCCGUUUACAAUCCUAGUGCCAACAAGGAUACUCUGUCUGCCUUGGAUUAUCAGGGUCCAAAACGCAAGCUUUACAGUGCUGUACCUGGAAGACUUUUUAUUGUCGUAAAGCCAUAUCAGCCUCAAGGAGAAGGGGAAAUUCAUCUGCACAAAGGAGAUAGAGUCAAAGUUUUAAGCAUUGGUGAAGGUGGAUUCUGGGAAGGCAGCACCCGGGGACAUAUUGGAUGGUUUCCUGCAGAAUGCGUUGAAGAAGUUCAGUGUAAACCAAAUGAAAGCAAACCAGAAACACGAACAGAUAGAACAAAGAAACUGUUUAGACACUACACAGUUGGAUCCUAUGACAGCUUUGAUGCUUCAAGUGACUGCAUAAUAGAAGAAAAGGCAGUGGUCCUGCAGAAAAAAGACAAUGAAGGAUUUGGAUUUGUGCUCAGAGGGGCAAAAGCUGACACACCAAUUGAAGAAUUCACCCCAACUCCAGCCUUUCCUGCUUUGCAGUACUUGGAAUCUGUGGAUGAAGGGGGAGUAGCAUGGCAAGCUGGCCUGAGAACUGGAGACUUUUUGAUCGAGGUUAAUAAUGAGAACGUAGUGAAAGUUGGCCACAGGCAGGUGGUGAACAUGAUUCGACAAGGGGGCAAUCACCUCGUUCUUAAGGUUGUCACAGUAACCAGGAAUCUUGAUCCAGAUGACACAGCUAGAAAGAAAGCCCCACCACCUCCUAAGCGAGCUCCAACCACUGCACUGACCUUGCGGUCUAAGUCAAUGACCUCAGAGCUUGAAGAGCUUGCUUCAGUACGGAAGAAGAAGGAUAAGGUGGAUGAAAUAGUACCAGUUUCCAAGCCAUCAAGAAUUGCAGACAAUGCAACUGUGGACUCAAGAGUGGCAACUAUUAAACAGCGGCCUUCUAGUAGAUGUUUUCCCUCAGCUACAGAUAUGAAUUCCAUGUAUGAGAGACAGGGUAUUGCUGUGAUGACGCCCACUGUACCAGGGAGUCCUCAAGGUCCUUUUCUGGGUAUACCUCGGGGUACAAUGAGAAGACAAAAAUCUAUAGGAAUAACAGAGGAAGAACGACAGUUUUUGGCUCCUCCUAUGCUGAAGUUUACCAGAAGUCUUUCAAUGCCUGACACCUCCGAAGAUAUCCCACCGCCGCCACAGUCCUUACCUCCUUCACCACCACCACCUUCUCCCUCUCUGUACAACUCUCCCAAAUCCCCGACGUCAAGGAGCUAUGGAACUAUUAAACCUCCAUUUAAUCAGAAUUCAGGUUCAAAAAUUUCUUUGGUUAGGCCUGAGAAUGUGGGGACAAUGAUAAGGGACAAAGGGAUCUAUUACAGACGAGAACUGGACCGAUACUCUCUGGACUCUGAAGACCUGUACAGUCGGAGUGCCGCAUCUCAGGCAAAUUUCAGGAACAAGAGGGGUCAGAUGCCAGAAAACCCAUAUUCUGAGGUUGGGAAGAUUGCAAGCAAAGCAGUUUACGUGCCAGCCAAACCAGCGAGGCGGAAGGGGAUGCUGGUGAAACAAUCCAAUGUUGAAGACAGUCCGGAAAAGACCUGCUCUAUUCCAAUCCCAACAAUUAUUGUGAAAGAGCCGUCCACCAGCAGCAGUGGGAAAAGCAGCCAAGGGAGCAGCAUGGAAAUCGAUCCCCAGUCUUCAGAGCAACCCGGGCAGCUCCGACCCGACGAUAGCUUAGGUGUCAGCGGUCCGUUUGCAGCAGCCAUUGCUGGAGCAGUGAGGGACAGGGAAAAGAGGCUGGAAGCAAGGCGUAAUUCUCCAGCCUUCCUUUCCACAGACCUAGGAGAUGAGGAUGUUGGGCUAACACCACCAACACCGCGUAUGAGGCAAUCUAAAUUUACCGAUGAAGCAAUGUUUAGCAGUGAAGAUGGGUUUAGACAGCUUAUGUCACCAUCUCCGAUUCCCGCACCUAGAGAGCCUGAAAAUCUUUUUAAUAGCAGUGAACCCAGCAAUCAAAGUGAUUCAAGGACAUUAAACACUUCGUCCAAAACGAAAGGUACUGAAAACGGUACAGUGGCAGCUAAGUCCACGAAUGCAUCCAGCUCAGAUAAUUACGUUCACCCGGUCACAGGAAAGCUAUUAGAUCCAAACUCACCGCUAGCCCUCGCUCUCUCUGCCAGGGACAGAGCCAUGAAAGAACAAACACAGCAGAUUCCAGGCAAAGGAGACGCUGUUAAAGCUGACCUUAAUAAACCGCUUUACAUCGAUACAAAGCUGAGACCCAAUAUUGAAACGACUUUUCCUGUUACUGCUACUGUCACUAGGCAAAAUACUCGUGGCCCAUUGAGACGGCAGGAGACAGAGAACAAGUAUGAAACGGAUGCAGGGAAAGAAAAGAAAGCUGAGGAGAAGAAAAACAUGUUGAUAAACAUUGUGGAUACUUCGCAGCAAAAGUCAGCUGGCUUGUUAAUGGUUCAUACCGUGGACACAGCAAAGUCAGAUGAUACGCCCGAAGAUGAAGAGGAAAAGAGAGCUCAAAUGGAACCGAACCCCGAAAACUCCCCGCCAGAGAGGCCGGAGGGGAGCGAGGAAGCGGAAAGUGAGCUGAACGUGCCUCCUGCGCCUGAGCCACCGGCAUCUCCCUGCAAAACCAUCGUAGCAGCGAGCUCUGUCGACGACCCUGUCAUCUUGCCGUUCCGCAUCCCUCCGCCACCCUUAGCAUCAGUUGAUAUCGAUGAAGAGUUUAUUUUUACUGAGCCACUACCACCCCCCUUAGAGUUCGCCAACAGCUUUGAUAUCCCCGACGACCGCGCAGCUCCCGGUUCGGCUCUAACGGACUUGAUUAAGCAAAGAAAAAACGGCACGCCUUCACCCGCGCCAUUUGCCCCCAGCCAGUCAACAAAUUCCUUAGACAGUAAAAAGCAAGUGGGUCUUUCAAACUGUUUGCCUGCCUCCUUUCUGCCACCCCCUGACAGCUUUGAUAACGUCACUGACUCUGGGAUUGAGGAGGUAGACAGUCGAAGUAGUAGUGACCAUCACUUAGAGACAACCAGCACUAUCUCAACGGUGUCCAGCAUCUCUACCUUGUCCUCGGAAGGGGGUGAGAACGUGGAUACUUGUACAGUCUAUGCAGAUGGGCAAACAUUUCUGGUGGACAAACCCCCAGUACCUCCUAAGCCAAAAAUGAAGCCCAUAAUCAACAAAAGCAAUGCACUUUACAAGGAUGCGCUAAUUGAAGAAACUGUAGACAGCUUUGUUAUUCCUCCUCCCGCUCCGCCCCCACCUCCGAUCAGCGCGCAGCCCAAUAUGGCUAAAGUUGUUCCCCAAAGGACAUCUAAGCUAUGGGGUGAUGUGACGGAGGUGAAAAGCCCAAUUCUCUCAGGCCCAAAGGCUAAUGUUAUUAGUGAAUUGAACUCAAUACUCCAGCAAAUGAACAGAGAGAAAUCCUCAAAGCCAGGGGAAGGAUUGGAGUCACCUACUGGAACAAAAACUGCAAGUCUCAGUACAAGGAGCACGGAAGUCAUGAGUACUGUCUCAGGUACACGAAGUACAACAAUCACUUUUACUGUCCGACCUGGAACCAGCCAGCCGAUCACACUGCAGAGCAGGUCCCCAGACUAUGACAGUAGGACCUCAGGAGCAAGACAUGCUCCAAGCCCUGUGGUUUCACCAACAGAGAUUAAUAAAGACAUCAUGCCUGCUCCUCUGACUGCUUCUGCUUCAGCUUCAUCUCCUUCUCCAACUUUGUCCGAUGUAUUUAGCCUACCCAGCCAGCCCCCUUCUGGGGACUUAUUUGGCUUGACCACAGGGCGCAGCAGGUCUCCUUCUCCCUCAAUACUACAACAGCCAAUCUCAAAUAAGCCUUUUACAACUAAGCCUGUCCACCUGUGGACUAAACCAGAUGUGGCAGAUUGGUUGGAAAGUCUAAACUUAGGUGAACAUAAAGAAACAUUUAUGGACAAUGAAAUAGAUGGCACUCAUUUACCAAAUCUACAAAAGGAAGAUCUGAUAGACCUUGGAGUGACUAGAGUUGGGCACAGAAUGAACAUAGAAAGAGCUUUGAAACAGCUGCUGGACAGAUAAGAAUAGCUAUUUUGCCUCACAAACUUCUGUUGAUAACUAGAGAUGGGCUGGUACUGAAAUACCCCAAAUGCCUUGUCUGUCUGCGAGUGCCAGCAAAAUUGGGGGGAGGGGGGGAACAGUUUAAUUCCUGGUACUCAGGUAAUGCAGACUGUAUGCUACAUGCCCAAACGUAAAUCUAAAUAUGUUACACGAGUGGGGCCAUUUUAUUUCAAAGUUGUGGGGAGAUAUGAGAGAGAGAGAGAAAAUUGUUAACUUCAAAAAUACUAUCUCUUGAUACUGCCCUUCUGCUGGAACCAUUACACACCACUUUUCUUUCAAUUUAAAGUUGCAAGCAUUUCAUUUUUUUAUUGAAAAGCACUAUAGUCUCUUCUUGCCAUUCAGUCUCCAAGCAGGCUUCCUUCCCCAACCCUCAGUUCAUUUUAAGAGGACAGAGUGCUUCAUUACCACUCAAACCCAUUUUUGGUAGUAGCAGAGGCACAAUAUUGAGACAGGUACCGGAGUUCAUAAUACUGGUUUUUUACUAGUUUAGCGCUCUGAUUUGUUGGCAGUGAAGCUGGUUGUUCUGCUGGAAUUAGUUCAAAGGUAACCUUGCUCUGUUUUACCUGGUAUUUCUUUAUUUCUGCAGUUAUACUUAGCACUCUUCCAAGGUGGCAGAACAAGUUCAGUACAUGCUCCAUUGACUUGACCUGUAAGACGAUGCAGACGUUGCAUAGAAACCGAGGAGGAAUGCACACUUAGAGGUACAACUAAAUGAAGCUAGUUUGAACCUGAGACCCCCAGUUUUCAACCAGCUAAACUACUGCUAAGUCGCAAUAUGAACUCUACAAGCCAGUAAAAAUUUGGGGUUAUGUACAGACGCGUCUUUUGGACUUCACAGUCAGAUACUCAAAUAUGCUGAACCCUGAGAGAUGCUGUUUAAUUCGGUGAGUGGUAAGUGCUUAGCUAUUUUGAACGCCAGGCCCAGAAGGAAUAAAAAGAUAGAUGAAUGUUCCCGUUGAAGUCAGUGGGAAGGCUGCCAGUGUUUUAGGUGAGAGGGGCAUUUCAGUCUCUUAGCAGAAAUGGAAAUGUUUCAGCUCAUUAAAAAAAAAAAAAAAAAAAAAGGUAAAAAGGUAAUGCCAAGACAGAAAGAGGUAUCUAGUGUCUCAGCACGCACGUGUUCCAAGGGCCCGGAGAAUUGGGUAGGUAUCCAGUUCCUCGUUUCUGUUGCCGUUAACGGGUGUUGGCUUCUUGACAAGGACAGCAGGCUGAGCGCUUCGGGGGGAGCUGGACGCUGCCCGUCGGCCUCCGGCCGUUUCUUUGCAGGGCUGUGGGUGAGGUCGCGGGAGAGGCGCAUGCACCACGCUAGAAACCGGGCGCCCGUGGCCGAGCGUGGACUGGGCGGUGGGGUAAUACAGCUCAGGAGCUUUCCAGGAGACUUCGGUCAGCAGGGGGAAACACACAGAUUUGGUUAAUCUGACUAUUUUUUUCUUUUUUUCCUUUUUUUUUUUUUUUAAAGUUAACAAGUCUCUCUCUGCAUGUUUGAACUCCCCUUGUAAUUAACACCUCUUAAUAUCUGUGAGUUUUGUAGGUCUUUAUUAACAUAAUAUUCAAGAUGUUCGAGGUGGGUAAAUUGUGUGUGGAUGGCUAGACUGCCUACCUACCAUACUUUCAGGUUCUCUUACAUUUUGCAAGGUACCUGAACUUUCUUUCCUUGAUAUGGUCCUUGAUAUGGUCCAGCCUAUCUCUAAUUUUUUUAUUGUGAUUAUUUUUGCUCACAAACAAGUGUCUAAUUAGGUCUGCAACAGCCCUAGUAUGAGUACAUAAAGUUUAGCAUUUUAAAUAUCUUUCUUUACUGCAAGUUUAAAUAGUUGUACAGAUAGUUUAUAAGCACAAUAUUUUAAGAAAAUAAGUGGCUGGUCUACUGGGCAGCCUUUGUGCCACUUCAGUGCUAGAAAGUUAAAAACAAAAAACAAAAAACAAAAAAAAAACUUUUGUGGUUUACUACUAUUUCUGUGGAAUAAUUAUAAAGUCUUGACCUUUUUAAAAUCAACCUCAUUUGGAUGCAUCGAAACCAGCAGAGCUGUGUUAUAUUUUCUAUCUUUGCUAGAACUUCUACAAAGGAGGAUAAAUAUUUCUUCAAAAGUGGUUAUCGUUACCAAUGCAUUGGAUACUCAUAAAAAGCAACUUAUUUAGCCUCCUGCCCCCUUUACGGAACAACAAAUCUUUUGACUUAACAUCUGUUACUACGCUAUAUUUGUAUUUGAAAGUUCCAAGUAACCUUGUAAUAAAAACCAAGUACUAAGGCAUUUUACUUUCAAGAGUACUGAAUUUUUCCAUAGGUGGUGUAGAAAAUGGCAGUUUCAUUCAGAUAGUCGAUACAGGCAACUCGAGGCCAUCAAAUACUUUACGAAGUGUAAAAAUGGUAAUUUAGCCAUCAUUGUCUUCCAUUUGGUGAUAUGACAGAAUUCAGUAAAUAAACCACUAAUGCCAUGCUCUUUUUUUUUUUUUUAUUUCUUUGGGUACAGUUGAUAUUACCUCUAUAAUACGUGCCAGAAAAUAUAUUAGAAAAAUACGGUAGUAAAAGCAAAUGUAGAAGUUGACUUUUAAGCUGCUUUUUUAAUCACAACCUCCUUGUUGAAUUUACAUUGAACAAGUGCUGACAUACACGGUAAAUUCCAGUUUGACGGUAAUCCCUUUCUUACCCAGGUGUGUUUCUUGCUCGUGUAUCUUUUCAGGUACUGAGAGACUAGGUACGAUACAAUUAGUAGAAAAGAGGUUUGACGCAUUAAAGAGCUAACAAAAUAGUUUAUUUUUACAUUGUGUCUUAAAAAGGAAAGGUAAGGAGACCUGAGAGGACCUACUUUCACCACUAAAAUACACCUCCGCCAAGACGAAUUGGUCUCUAGCUCUGGGUGAUGAUUUUUGCUACAGAAAGCAAUAGUAACAGAUAACGACGUUGCCGCCGAGUAUUUUCAUCAGUCUGGAAAUGUUGGGGGGGAGAAGACCCAUUUAUUUCCUGCUACUAUGAUAGUGAAAAACAAGGUGUUAGAGAUCUAUGAACUACGUUAUGAUAUUCUGGGUUUUAGGAUCAACUUUUGUUUAUAUACUGUAAUUUAAAUAAAUUGCAUUUACAUGCCUAGUUUCUGUAAUAUUUGUGUAUACAAUACCAAAAUCUUACAAGAUGUAAAUUGUGUAUAACUGCACAGACUCCUUUCCCUAGGUGUCUGAGAACAUUUUAAGUUUAAUUCAUAUAUUAUAAAAUGACUAGAUGUGACUGUUGAUUUACAGAAUUUACAUAUCACAAAAGUUAAUUAUUUGUGGUACUUAAGUUAAUAAAAAUAGUGAUUUUUUUUUCUUUUUUUCCUCAGUUCUUAAAAAGCAUUACCCAGUUGAUCUGGCGAUGAUUAUGUGUAUGAGCCACAAAUAUUGAUAAUUUUUCCAUUACAUUUUUUCUUUUCUUUUCUAGAUAUUAAUAUGUUUCUCGCUAUAGUUUGUGUAACAACUUGUGUUCACGUUAUCUAUGUUGCUGUAAUUUUUGUGCUUUAAUUCCUCUUAUUUCGACUGAUUAAAAAAAAUCAAGCUCCUGUAACUUGCACUUUUCCCCCAUCCUUAAUACUCUUGUAUGGCAACCAAAAUUACUGUAAGAAAUAAAUAUAAUAUUGCACUAAGGUUGUGGUUCUGAUUGCAAACAGAGAACACUGUCUGAAUUUUUAUUAAAAAAAAAAAAAGUUGCCAAAAAACUUGCAAUCUGAUGUUAUUGAAAGCGCAUAAAAUGCUUUAACAAAAUGUAGAUAGAAUUAAGGCAAAAUAAUUGACGUAUUGUCGGGAAAAACAUUUCCUUUUUAUUUCUUCUUUUCGGUUAAAGCAUUCUUCAUGCCGAACAUUAGUUCAUUUACUGAAUGUCAGAUUCAUGUUUGAAAUUUAAGAAGUAAAAAAUUUUCAGCAAGAGGUAGAAAAAAAAAAUACAUCUCUAGUUGCCUUAAGGCGGAUUUCGAAUAAUUAUUUCAUUUAUUUUUUUCUUGGCUGAGCGUGUGUGUGGGAAUGCAUGCUCUCAACUCAGCACUGCUGGUUGUAGAAGGGACUCGACUGGGGAUCUGGUCUGCAAUUUAAUAAAGCACUGAAAAGUUUUUUUUGGGGGGGAGGACUGGAGUUUUUGGAGGGCAGAGCAGCUUUACGGAGGAGAAAAGGAACCAGUGUUCCUUAUCAGACUUUGUGCAUCUUGUGACUUAAAAAAAAAAAAAAUGUACCAGCUGGGUAUAUUUGUACUGUGAAUAAACAAGGCUUAAAAAUGGGAAGAAAAAAAAAAAAGGAAACAAUUCACAUCUUUUGGCUUAAUCUAAAAAUUUGUCUUUCUAUCUUGAAAUGGUGAUGCAAUGAAGAAUUUUUUUUAUUUUCUAAGAUACUGGAAUAAAUGCCUAGAACUGUUGCCACUUGGUUUCAUGCGUUCCUUAACUAUUAUUCUCUUCUCAGAUGUUGUUCUAGUUCAUCAUUUCUGUAGUUACCUAUUAUUUCUCUCAUAUUUUUCCAAUGACAAUUACUUGGCAGCUUUGUUUUGUUAAAAAAGAUCCAAGAAAAAAAACCAGCCCUUUUUUAUUAUUUCAGGUAUUGCGGCAAUCCAGUGAGAAACAUCUGUGUAUCUAAAUAAAGUCAGGUACUUACAGUGCAAAACAAAGCACGCUUUGCAAUUGUCAAUACUUUGUCGGUCGUAAAGAAAUGAGAAGAUUUGCUCAUUGCUGUUGUAGCGCACAUUGUACCAAUGGGUUAUGUUUUGUUUCGUUCUUGGUUUUUCUGUAUUUUUCUGUAUCUUUCUGCAUUUAGUAGUCUUUCAUUCCUUUUGGCCGAAACCAUGAAAAAAAAAAAAAAUAAAAAACCAAACCACCAAACCAACCAAUAGCUAUGAUGGGCCAUCCGGAAUAGCACGAUUGUAACAAUUCUUCCGAACACGUGGUUUAAAAAAAUAAUGUACGUGCCUUAUAAUUUUCAACCUGGAUCAACUACGCUGUAUUUAACGUAAAGAGCUUUAUCUUCAAGGUAUGCUCGUACCUGACAAAAAGAGCUUGUAGCGCUGGGUUUUGACGUGAGAAGUCCAUGUCGCUGCGUUAGGAAAAAAAAAAAAAAAAGGUUAGAAAACCCGAAAUGAUUUACAUCUGAUUUCGAAACCUUUUCAGCAUUACGAGGCUGAUUUGAAGUCCUCUACUCAAGUAAAUGGGGGAGCAGGGGAGAAAAACUGAACCGAGACUGUUAUUUUGGGUUUACUACCGUAGCCACUUGCUUGGUUCGUCGCGUAGGUGACAUGUACUGUAUUUCACGGACAAGGUAAUAAUGCUAAAUAAACCAAGCGGACUUAGGCGCUCGGGUCUGAAACCAACCGGUUCUAUCACGCUGACAUCUAGUGGAAUUUGAUGGAUGUAGUCUCAGAGCAAUAUAAGAUCUUUUAAAAUAUGUAUUUAUUUUAAACGGUUGUCAUUCUUUCUACAAGGAGUCAUUUUAGCAAAGUUUUUUAUUAGUGUAAGUUGGCCUGAAUAUUUAAGUCAGGAAAAAAAAAAAAAAAAAAAGGCUGACCGUAUAAUUACAGGAAUUAUACACUGAGUGAGAAAUCUUUAAAGAACUGUAAUGUGUGUUCCAGUUUGUAUGUGGUUACGUUUUACCAAUUUUAUGUUUUGAAUGUUAGCAUCUCCAUAUGAUCCUUCAUCUGCAUCAAGCAUGGUUUUUAAUGAGAAUACAGGUUUUUUUUGUCUCCAGUGCUGCAAAUCUUGGACUGUUUUGAACAAUUUCAAACAUUGCAAUUUGAUGAACAGCAGAUAUUUCAGAGCCGGACUGCAAAAGAGUGCAAGGUAUUUAGGUUAGGAAUUAGUUCGGAAUAGCUCCGUGGGUUAUUUUCCAGAUGUACUUGCAGAACUGAAGUCUGGUUUCUCAAGUAAAAUGUAAGGUUUUUUUCCUCAGGACUAACGCUAGAAGGAAUACGUGCACGUGUGUGUGAGUUCUUGUACGCUUUUAAUGUAAAGGUUCUCGGACAGCAUUAGAAAUCAAUGUACACCUAGGACACCAGUGUUGCAUGUGCUUAAAAAUGUAUUGGAAUAAAUGUCGCAGUGUACCUUUUUGCUUUGAAAAAUCUGAAGAGAAUACAAUAUACAGAAAUCUUAAAAUGUAA
This is a messenger RNA of Grus americana (Whooping crane), 12238 nucleotides long. It is a transcript of the gene SHANK2, whose product is annotated as SH3 and multiple ankyrin repeat domains 2. Gene Ontology annotation, cellular component: postsynaptic density; postsynaptic membrane; dendritic spine. The transcript is spliced from 28 exons. The coding region runs from base 550 to 6108 and encodes 1852 amino acids. Gene Ontology annotation, molecular function: synaptic receptor adaptor activity; ionotropic glutamate receptor binding. NCBI's taxonomy places the organism in Eukaryota, Metazoa, Chordata, Aves, Gruiformes, Gruidae. The record is from RefSeq and is a predicted model, not a curated record.